GACGUGCGGCAGCUCAGAGUAAGCGAGCGGCAGGAGGGCCGCUUUCCUUUCCAUUGUGUCCUGGCAAUACGGGCCCGGUGGGCGUGAGCUGUUGCCAUGUGCUCUGCGCAACACAGGAGGGAUCAUCGCAGAAGCUGAGCAAGCAGCUAACAAACGCACACAGUCCAGGGCGGACGACAUCCAAAAAGGGAGACGUAUCGGGAUACGCGCGCCUUUUCACUCAAACUUAACAUCCGAGGAGAAGAAAAGAAUGCAGAGUUGUGAGCAGGCAACCAGGAGGAGGAUAAACAAAGGGGUAGUGUGUGUGCGCGUCACUUGCCGGUAACCAGGUAGGGAGCAUUAUCUGGAUCUCAGGGGGAUCGACAAAUAAGAGCUCAUGUAGGAGAGAACCGGCCAUCCCGCUCUUAAUAAUUGCAACCCUGAUCCAAACCUGGGACAUAUGAAGUUGGUCUACUUUAUUUUCUAUUUUAUCAUUAUUUUCUGCUGAAUGGACGAAUUUAUGAGGAACAACAGCUGAACUGCUUCAUUAUUUUCUGCUGAAUGGACGAAUUUAUGAGGAACAACAGCUGAACUGCUUCCGAGUGAACGGGAGCCCAAUGAAUGCAGAAGCAUUAUACUAUCGGGAUGACAAGAAGGUCUGCCAUGUGCCAGCUUGGCUGGUCCAAAUGCAGCUUCCUGCUGUGCCUCGCGAUGAGCGCCGCAGUCUUUCUGGUGAUUCACUUCACAAAAAUGACGCCCAGCGAGCCCCCCACCCCAACGCCAUCGUGCCGCCCCUUCUCCGCCCAGUGUCGAAACUUUCUUCCCGUCGAACGAACAGAAUGGCAUCGGCGUGACUGUCAGAUCGAAAGCUACGUUAGCGACAGCAAGCUUCAGUGCUCCGAUUUGACGCGAGAGCUUCACUUCAUCACGAGACCUCUGAGCCAGGAGGAGGAGGAGUACUCGUUGGCCUUCAUCCUAACUGUUCACAAAGAACUGGAGCUUUCAGUCCGGCUACUGCGGGCCAUUUAUGCGCCACAGAAUGUCUACUGCAUCCACGUGGAUGCCAAGGCUCCGCAAGAGUACCGGGCAGCCGUGCAGAAUCUGGCAGGCUGUUUUGAAAACGUCUUCCUGUCCAACCGCAGCGAGACGAUAACCUAUGGCGGCUUCUCGCGCCUGAAGGCGGACUUGAACUGCAUGACCGAUUUGGUCGCGUCCAAAGUCGACUGGAAGAAAGUGAUCAACCUGUGCGGGCAGGAUUUCCCGCUCUGGAGCAACUUGGAGCUGGUGCGCUACUUGCGGAGCAAAGAGUGGCGGGACAAGAACAUGACGCCGGGGGUUAAGCAGCCGGCGCAUAUCAGAAAACGGACAAAGUUCCGAUACGAGGAGAUCGUUGGUUCGCACGUAGCUCUCAUUGGAGCGGGAGCCGAGAAAGACCCGCCUCCUCACAACCUUGAAAUAUAUUUCGGAACAGCCUACUACGCGCUCACGCGAGCUUUCGUCGACUUUGUUCUCGAGAGCCCCAAAGCUCGAGACCUCCUCGAGUGGUCCAGAGACACAUACAGUCCGGAUGAGCACUACUGGGUGACGCUCAACCACAUCAAAGAGGCACCAGGCAACAACAUACGUGGUGGCUGGGAAGGAAGCGUCCGUGCUAUCAAGUGGGCGGAGCAUGAAGGAAGGCUGCACGACGGCUGCCACGGCCGUUACGUGCGCUCCAUCUGCAUCUACGGGAUGAAGGACCUACCCUGGCUCAUCCGGAGCAACGCGAUGUUUGCAAACAAGUUUGAGAGCCAGUUUUUGCCCGAGGCCCUCGACUGCCUGGAGCAGUGGCACAGGAACAAGGUGCUGGGCAACGCCAGGGUUCCCAUAGAGUUGUCAUGGCUGCUGGCCACGCAGUGAAAGUGCCACGACGAGGACAUGUCACCCAAGGGGGGGUGACAAACAAGAACCAAAGGGAUGAAGUGACGAUUGCUUUGAGCAAUGUUUAUCAGCCAGCGUUAUGUUCGAUUGUUUUAUUAAACCCAUUUUUAAAAUUGCGCGUCAUCCCUGAAAAAAAAUUGCAUUCACCUUGUGGCAGAUUUCCGUCUUGACUUCCUUGAGGGCGCGGUCAGAGAAGACGCAACCGCACGUUUGCAGGUAAUAGAACCUGAGAACACAAACGUGGGCGACAUGAAAAAGCAUGGACACGUACUGCGCGUUUAAGUAGCUCUCACAUGGGUAGACAUUUCACGUAAUAGAAAAACCCGAACCAAAGUCAGAAUUGUCGGAAUGUAUUUUUUUUCCACUUUGCGUUCCCAUGAUGCAUAUCCCAACUGUGCGAUUGAUGGUAAUAGUGUCACAAGCGCACAACUUCAUCCGACUUGAGUUAGCUUUUGUUACCUGUGUUUGCCGUUCAUCUCUAGCCCAACAACGGGGCAAAUAAACAUUCCACAAUGGAGGACCUCGUACACGUCUCCUUUGGUGUUCCUUCUCUCACCUCCCCACUCGGGAUUAUCGGUCAAGUUGAGCUCUUUUAUGUCCUAGAGAAACAAAUGUGCAAAAGGAUGCGUGUAAACUGAAAAGGAAUGCGCAACCAAUGAGGAACCUGACAAAGCAUAAACAUACCUUGGUACCGCGGAUGUGCGUUACAGCAUCGGUGUUGGGUCUCUCAGCGGAUUUAUCCAGAAGAUACUCGAUGACAGCAUCUUUGUUAUAAAGUCUUCAAAAGAGAAUAGUUUUGUCUUAAGCGUCCUUAGUGUGCAUAUUUAUUCGCAUUGUUUUUAAUCCAGUUACUGUUAUAGUGCUGUCAGUGGCCGAAUUAGCCUUUGAUUACUGCAGCAGAUGAAAAGUGGUAUUGAAAACAGACGACUUGACGACAGCGGUCGGACAUCAACAAAUGAAUAAUAGAAAAUGUGAUAGUUUUCAUUAUUUAUGUAUCACGCACUGCUUAAUAUUGUUUUGAAUGAAUAAAAAUCUGAAUCUUAA
Molecule: messenger RNA, 2943 nt
Organism: Syngnathus typhle (broad-nosed pipefish)
Lineage: Eukaryota; Metazoa; Chordata; Actinopteri; Syngnathiformes; Syngnathidae
Gene: gcnt7
Product: glucosaminyl (N-acetyl) transferase family member 7
Exons: 5
Coding region: 601-1878 (425 amino acids)
Cellular component (GO): membrane
Molecular function (GO): acetylglucosaminyltransferase activity
Source: RefSeq, a predicted model, not a curated record